AUGGGAAGAGAAGAGCAAGUUGAGGAGCGGGAAGUCCUCGAUAGUAUCUUUCCGGAGGAGAUCCAAGAUAUAUCUGAGACCGAAUUCCGGAUAUCGAUUCUCCUAGACGUCAUAAAUGACCCAGGCGAAGACAGCGAGUCCCCAACUGUACUGUUGCAAGUCAAGUAUCCGGAGGCCUACCCAGAGGAGGCACCUAUCCUCGACCUUCUCGCCCCUCAAAAUGCGCCGCAAAACCAGUUCUUCAGCGUCGGCGACGAUCGGCAAAGCCUUCUAGAUGGACUAGCGGACACGAUUGAGGAAAAUAUGGGGAUGGCGAUGAUAUUUACACUAGUUUCUACGUUGAAAGACAAUGCUGAGCAGUUGAUUGUGGAGCGUCAAGUAGCGGCCCGGCAACAAGACGAGCAGAAGCUAUUAGCCGUGGAACGGGAAGAGAACAAGAAGUUUCAUGGAACACCGGUGACACCGGAAACCUUUGCUACCUGGAGGGAAACAUUUAGGGAAGAGAUGGAGGACCAAAGGACCACGGAGGAAGAAGCUGAAGAAGCGGCGGAGAAGAAGCGGAAUAAAGGCAAGGACGCAGUGGUGCAGCUGACGGGAAAGCAGCUCUGGGAGAGGGGCUUGGUUGGUAAGGUUGACGAGGAUGAAGAGGGUACCAUUGAGGAUCCAUAUCCAGCCUGUAAAGGCGCUUAA
Venustampulla echinocandica is the source of this 690-nucleotide messenger RNA. Its product is annotated as RWD-domain-containing protein. The transcript has 2 exons. The coding region runs from base 1 to 690 and encodes 229 amino acids. Gene Ontology annotation, biological process: cytoplasmic translation. The record is from RefSeq and is a predicted model, not a curated record. NCBI's taxonomy places the organism in Eukaryota, Fungi, Ascomycota, Leotiomycetes, Helotiales, Pleuroascaceae. Gene Ontology annotation, molecular function: protein binding.